Molecule: messenger RNA, 1375 nt
Organism: Hemicordylus capensis (graceful crag lizard)
Lineage: Eukaryota; Metazoa; Chordata; Lepidosauria; Squamata; Cordylidae
Gene: TMEM95
Product: transmembrane protein 95
Exons: 7
Coding region: 8-667 (219 amino acids)
Biological process (GO): fusion of sperm to egg plasma membrane involved in single fertilization
Cellular component (GO): sperm plasma membrane; acrosomal membrane
Source: RefSeq, a predicted model, not a curated record
GUGGCCUAUGGCCUCUUCAACACCCCCCACCUCCGGGUUCCUCUGGACUCCCCCCUGGUUGCCCACGGCUGUGGUUGCCUUCUGCCUGCUGAGCCUGCCCAGUGGGUGGCCAGGAACGGAGGGCUGUCUCCACUGCCGGGAUGGCUACAAGAACCUCCAUUUCCGCUUUGCCCGCCUCUGUGCCCAAUAUCAAAAACGCUACAACCGGACAAACUGUAGCCGAUACCCCUGGGGAAGAAACGGCUCUCGGGGCUUCGCCCUAGAUGAGUUGUCUCUGGAUUUGCUCCUGGAAAAAACACACCGGGUCUUUCAGGUGAUUGAAAUCAACCAAAGCCUUGCAGACCUGCCGCAGUUCUGGGACUGGCUUCAUGAGGUCAAGAUGCCGGCUGAGAGCAGAGAAGCUCUCUGCCCUCCAGCUUGCCAUGGUUCGGCCACCGCAAUCAACUGCUCCACUUGCCGGCUGGCUGAGGUGUCCUGUUGGGAUCGGAAGACCUGCUACCCAGAGCGCACGAGCCUCCAGAAAUCCGUCGUGCUGCUGAGCUCCAUCGCUGGCUCCUGCCUGUUCUUGGGUGUGGUCUCAUGUGCCCUCGAAUUUCGACUCAAUCCGGGGAUUGCAACGGAGGGCGUGUCCGGAUGGCGAGGGGAGCAGCUCGGAGACCCCAGAUAGCUCCCUCCCUUGGGCACAGGACCGGAGAAUGGAGCCUACAUCUGACAGACGUAGAAGAGUGCAGCUGGCGACGAAAAGGGCUCCGUGUGCUCAGAACCCCCCCCCCGUGCAAGUAGCCCUGAGCGCUUCUGUCCCGAAAGGUCCAGGGUGUGAGCCACGAGUGCAAAUGUCAAAGUUCCCCACACGGCAUGGCGGGAGCACUGCGCAAAAGCCUGUGUCAGUGUCUUACUCUGCUUUUCCAUGUGGGCGUGCACACUUUUUAAUGUUGGCCGUCCUGCAACCAUGGCACCCUGGACCUCGAAGCACACUCGCAAGAGAGUGUGAGGUGUGUGUGAACGUGAGCACAGGAGCUGGGCCCGGGAGGCCAGCCGCGUGACUGUGCAAACCCCGGGGCGGGGGGCAGAGACCCCACCUCCACCUGCUGCAGCACACAAGGCCCUGUUGCCACCGACCUGCACAGCCCCGUUGCACAAGCACCAGGGCUCCUCCCAAGCAGGAAGCAUCGGCACCGCUACAUGGAACCGGUUGCUGCCGCCUGGGGCGUUCUGCGUAGGAGUCUGGAAGCGGCCACCACGGCAUGCUUGCGCCAUGGCCUGAGGAAGGCUCUGUGUUGCCACACAGAAGAGGCACAGCAGUAGCCGAGGGAUGGAGCGUGAUGGAAGAUGCUGAGAGAGUUACCGUGGAUGAGGGCUGCCUCAACCAAUAAAC